Drosophila teissieri is the source of this 1524-nucleotide messenger RNA. RefSeq names its product protein HEXIM2 (gene Hexim). Gene Ontology annotation, cellular component: cytoplasm; nucleoplasm; nucleus. NCBI's taxonomy places the organism in Eukaryota, Metazoa, Arthropoda, Insecta, Diptera, Drosophilidae. The record is from RefSeq and is a predicted model, not a curated record. Gene Ontology annotation, biological process: negative regulation of cyclin-dependent protein serine/threonine kinase activity; negative regulation of transcription by RNA polymerase II. The transcript has 3 exons. Bases 143 to 1189 code for a protein of 348 amino acids. Gene Ontology annotation, molecular function: 7SK snRNA binding; cyclin-dependent protein serine/threonine kinase inhibitor activity.
GGUGUUAGUAGCUGGUUACACUUCAAUCGAGUUUUAGGUCGCUCAGAAUAAAAUUCGCGAACUAACAAAUUGGCAACAAAUUUCCGAUUGGCGCCCAAAGUGUUAAAUAAGUGCUAAGUUAAUCAGUUAUUGUGUUGGCAACAUGGCAGAAGCUGUAAAAAAUGAAAGUGGCUCCCAACAGCGGCCUUUGGAUGGCGGCGGAGGAGGGGGUGGCAGUGGAGGAGGAGGUGGUGGAGGGGGUGGCGCGGGCAUGCCCAAGAGGAAACAUCGCCGGGGAAAGAAGUCCAAGAUGCUGCCCAAGAAAACCAAGAACCAUUACCCGCAGUGGAAACUCGAUAUGCCCACGGGUGCGGGUGCAACGCUGGAGGGGAAUCAACGGCAGAAUAGCAGAACCAAGCUGGUUCGUUCGCGGUCCUUGCUCGUUCCGUACAACACCAACCGCUUCCUGAUGGAGGAGCACAUGUCGGAGCUGCACAAAGAUGACUCCGACGACAACUGUUUUGGCUCGCAGACCGAGGACCAGGUGCUCUUCCUUUCCAAGGAGUUCUCCGAUGUCUACGAGCGGGCGCGACUCGAACGUCUCGAGACGAUGAGCAAGCAGGAGCUCAUCCAGGAGUGCUUGCAGAUCGAAGAUCGGUAUUCGAAGGCCCAGAACAUGUCCAAGGAGUUUGGAGCCAAGUUACGAGCGCAGGACGACAAGCUACGCCAGCUGACGAGGGAGAAUCAAUUUCUGCGCUCCCACUUCUUGCGCUCGUGUUCCGCGACAGCUGGACCAGCAGCAGCUGCAGCGGCCGCAGCUUCCCCGCCCUCGGCGGUGGCGCCCACGCCCAGCUCCGCUUGCGAGCUGCAGGCCAGACAACAGCCGCCCCAGCAGCCACAGCCUACACCCAUGGACUCCUCCAGCGAGGACAGCGAGAGCGACAGCAGCAGCACCACGUCGAGCACCACAUCCAGUACUUCCUCGAGCAGCAGCGAUGGCCACGAAAUGGGCGUGGCCGGCCUGAACAUCGCCAAUGGGCAUGCCGAGCGGCACGAGAGGAGUCGUACCCGAUCGAGGUCUAGAUCACCAAUCCACCUGAAUGGCCAUGCCAACGAGGAGGAGCGUCAGCGCCUGCUUGACGGAAAUCAAAUGGAAGAGGAUGACAACUCCAGCGAUGUACCCAGACCGGGUGAUGCAGUUGUCAAAUAGGAUGGAGUAUGUCACUCCGCCCCGUGUAAAUAAAAGACUCAAUUGUGGUAGAAUGUGGCGACAAAUGGACAAAAACCUUGUUUAGUUUUUAAGUCAUCUGUGGACGCCUCAAUCGUGGGGAGUUCAUUUCAAUCAUCAGUUAGCUCAUCAGAAAGCAUUCAUCAUAAAGCAUUAGCAUUACCUUAUUAUCUGCAUACGACGCCUCCCAAUUGUAUUUUUGUUGGUCUGUAUGGUGUAUAGUUUAGCGAUGUUGCCUCACGCGUUGAUUUUAAUGGAAUUUUGUAUAAUGAAAAAUCGAUUUGUAGGUAAAUAAAAAGUUAAAACGUGAAUUUGAA